Molecule: messenger RNA, 2663 nt
Organism: Telopea speciosissima
Lineage: Eukaryota; Viridiplantae; Streptophyta; Magnoliopsida; Proteales; Proteaceae
Product: 4-hydroxy-3-methylbut-2-en-1-yl diphosphate synthase (ferredoxin), chloroplastic
Exons: 20
Coding region: 231-2453 (740 amino acids)
Biological process (GO): isopentenyl diphosphate biosynthetic process, methylerythritol phosphate pathway; terpenoid biosynthetic process
Cellular component (GO): chloroplast
Molecular function (GO): iron ion binding; 4-hydroxy-3-methylbut-2-en-1-yl diphosphate synthase activity (ferredoxin)
Source: RefSeq, a predicted model, not a curated record
UCUUGAGUCAUCUUCAUCGAUAAAAGCCAGACAAAUUUCACCCAAAUUUUUGGAGAGAAACCCUCAAUUAGUUUUUAUUGAGGUUUCUGAAUUCUGAAACUCCUUCGCCACUAGUUCUUUCUCCAGAUCCUUCAGCCUUCCUUGUCGAGAAUUUUAAUCUCUUACUCAGUUCUUAAAGCAUCCAUCAGUCGAGGUUUCAUCAACUGAGGUGAGGAUUGUGCUUCAAGAAGAUGGCGACUGGAACAGUUCCUGCUUCUUUUUCUGGAUUCAAAACCACAGAUAAUGGUUUGAGCUUUACAAAAAGUGUGAACUUCAUGAAGGUUUCUGACUUGAGGAGACCGAAAUAUCUGAGGACGAAGGUAUUGGUGAUCAGAAAUUCAAACCUUGGCCCGGAAAUUGCUGAAAUGCAACCUGCUUCAGAAGGAAGCCCCCUCUUAGUUCCCAGGCAAAAGUAUUGUGAAUCUGUAGACAAGACUGUCAGGAGGAAAACUCGCACAGUUAUGGUUGGAAAUGUUGCUCUUGGUAGUGAACACCCUAUAAGGAUUCAGACAAUGACAACUACUGAUACAAAGGAUGUUGCUGCAACAGUUGAACAGGUGAUGAGAAUAGCUGACAAGGGAGCAGAUAUUGUUCGGAUAACAGUUCAAGGGAGGAAAGAAGCAGAUGCUUGUUUUGAUAUAAAGAAUACUCUUGUUCAAAAGAACUACAAUAUUCCUCUGGUAGCAGAUAUUCAUUUUGCACCUGCUGUUGCAUUGAGAGUUGCUGAGUGUUUUGACAAGAUCCGUGUCAACCCAGGGAAUUUUGCUGAUAGGCGAGCCCAGUUUGAGAAGCUAGAGUACACAGAAGAGGACUACCAAAAGGAGCUUGAGCAUAUUGAGAAGGUCUUCACUCCAUUAGUUGAGAAGUGUAAGAAAUAUGGAAGGGCAAUGCGAAUUGGAACAAAUCAUGGAAGCCUUUCUGAUCGUAUCAUGAGCUACUAUGGUGAUUCUCCCAGGGGAAUGGUUGAAUCUGCAUUUGAAUUUGCAAGGAUUUGUCGGAAGUUGGACUAUCAUAAUUUUGUAUUCUCUAUGAAAGCAAGUAACCCGGUGAUCAUGGUCCAAGCAUACCGCCUACUUGUAGCAGAAAUGUAUAUCCAAGGGUGGGAUUAUCCUCUUCACUUGGGAGUUACAGAAGCUGGUGAAGGUGAAGAUGGACGGAUGAAAUCUGCCAUUGGCAUUGGGACACUUCUUCAGGACGGUUUGGGUGAUACAAUCAGGGUUUCCCUCACAGAACCACCAGAGGAAGAGAUAGAUCCUUGCAGAAGAUUGGCAAACCUUGGUAUGAAAGCAUCAGAUCUUCAGCUAGGGGUGGCACCAUUUGAAGAGAAACAUAGACACUAUUUUGAUUUCCAGCGUCGAACUGGUCAACUUCCUGUUCAGAAGGAGGGUGAAGAGGUGGACUACAGAGGGGUGCUUCAUCGUGAUGGAUCUGUUCUCAUAUCUGUAUCCCUGGAUCAGUUGAAGUCACCUGAAAUCUUAUACAAAUCACUUGCAACAAAGCUCGUGGUUGGCAUGCCAUUCAAGGAUCUGGCAACAGUGGAUUCAAUUCUUUUGAGAGAGCUUCCGCCAGUGGAAGAUAGCAAAGCUCGCCUAGCUCUCAAGAGGUUGAUCGAUAUAAGUAUGGGGGUUUUGACUCCUCUUUCAGAGCAGCUAACGAAGCCAUUGCCAAAUGCCGUGGUCCUUGUAAAUCUCAAGGAACUGGCAACCGGUGCUUACAAGCUUUUGCCAGAAGGCACACGAUUAGCUGUAUCUGUUCGUGGGGAUGAACCCUAUGGUGAUUUGGAUAUCCUAAAAGAAAUUGAUGCUACAAUGCUCCUACAUAACAUAUCAUAUGAUGAAGAUAAACUCAGUAGGGUACAUGCUGCUAGGAGGUUAUUUGAGUAUUUAGAGGACAAUGCUCUGAACCUCCCUGUGAUUCACCACCUAGAGUUUCCCCAAGGAAUUCACAGGGAUGACCUAGUCAUUGGUGCUGGCAGCGCCGCAGGAGCUCUUCUGGUCGAUGGACUUGGGGAUGGAAUUUUAUUAGAAGCCCGAGACCAGGAUGUGGAUUUUCUAAGGAAUACAUCCUUCAAUUUAUUGCAAGGUUGUAGAAUGAGGAAUACAAAGACGGAGUAUGUCUCAUGCCCAUCCUGUGGGAGGACAUUGUUUGACCUUCAAGAAAUAAGCGCUGAAAUAAGAGAAAAGACGUUACACUUGCCUGGUGUUUCGAUUGCAAUCAUGGGAUGCAUUGUCAACGGGCCUGGAGAAAUGGCUGAUGCAGAUUUCGGGUAUGUAGGUGGUGCUCCUGGAAAGAUCGAUCUUUAUGUUGGGAAGACGGUGGUGAAGCGAGGAAUUGAUAUGGACUAUGCAACUGAUGCCUUGAUCCAGCUGAUAAAAGAUCAUGGCCGUUGGGUGGAGCCACCAACAGAAGAGUAAGGUCUUGCAUUGGCAGUUGAUAUGGCGUGAAGGAGUUUUGAGGAAGCUCUCCUCUUCUUGUAACAAAGUAUACGGGCCAACCCGAUAUAUCAUAGUUGAACAGCAAGGAAAUACCAAACAGAAGAUUUUUCUGUGGGAGCUGUGUCCUACAUGUUUAACAAUGUGUGCUCCCAUUAAUAAAACAGAGGAAUUAUAAUUUCUUUUUUCCUU